Molecule: messenger RNA, 2614 nt
Organism: Owenia fusiformis
Lineage: Eukaryota; Metazoa; Annelida; Polychaeta; Sabellida; Oweniidae
Source: the annotation of a GenBank genome assembly
UCAUUACAUUUGACGACGAUAAUCAGUGUAGCUAAAUUGAUACAAAAAGAAUCAGUGAAAAAAUCCUCUGGUAUGAGUGAGGCUUAAGGUUGCCAAGAAAGUCAAAACGUAAAGUUGACCUUGACCUUGGCCGUGUAGUUUCUACCAAUCAAAUCCCUUGAAUUUAGUCACUCCAUAUAUGUGUUUAUGCCGAGCGACAGUUUUGAAAAGUCUUCAUUUUUAUCAUAGUCCAAGCCUUACUGAGGUGCAAUGGGAACAAGGUUGAAACAAAGAGGUGUACCAACACUCCAACCUAUCAUAAGGACAAAUAUCACUGAAGUGGAUGUUGGAGAAAGACCUAAACUUAGGCGUAGAGUGAAAGGGGCUGGACCACUUGGAGGGAAACGCGGGGCAAUCAGAACUGUGUCUGCUACUAGCAAUUCUACUCUGGGGACCACAAGCCCUAUGCAAUCCCCAUCUCCAAGUUCAGAUAUUAUCAAUGGUGAUGUAGAAUUGGAGGGCCAAGAUGUACUUUUCACUAAUAUCCCAAGUGGCAGAGAAAAAUCAGCCAAUAGAAGGAAGGAAUUAGAAGAACGAUUGCCAUCUAGGAAAAUAAAUGAAUUAACUUUAAAAAUGGUGUUGGAGGGCAGUCAAGAAAGUGACCUUAAUAAGAUAUAUGAAGUAGAUGUUUCUGGAGUAAACAUUGCAAAAAUACAGAACUUAAACAGGUUGAAAAAGCUGAGGGUUCUGAACCUUUCCAGUAAUUACAUAGAAAAAAUUGAAAACUUGUAUGACAAUACAGAUCUGAGAGAACUUAAGCUGUAUGAUAAUGAUAUCACCACUCUAGGUCUGCUAGGUUUAACAGACUUAAAAGAACUAUGUCAUUUACAACUUCAACAUAAUAAAAUAAAGUCUAUAGGUAGAAAUUUGUGCAAACUGCGAAAACUGAAAAUCCUACGUAUAGAUAGUAACUACAUAUUGAAGUUGGAACCGGGGGAGUUUGCUGGAUGUCCCGCUCUCACUAGUCUUGAUAUCAGUAACAAUAGGAUAGACAACAUAGCAGCUUUGAAUAGUUUACCUAACUUAGAGGAACUUGUCUGUGUAAACAAUCGUCUCAGAACAGUGCCUGAUUUACAGAGGUGUAAAAAGCUCAUUGAUGUCGAUCUCUCUGCCAAUAGACUCACUGAUGUAUCAGGAUUAAAGGGACUGCCUUGCUUAUCAGUUGUACAUAUAUCACAUAAUAACUUAUCCAGUGUUAAAGGUUUAGGAAAAUUAAAAAACUUACGAGAACUGAAUAUUGCUCACAACAGAAUAACAGACCUGCAACAUAUAGCUGACCAGUUCCCUAACCUGGAGAUAUUAGAGAUUAGCGACAAUAACCUCUCUCAGUGGAAACAUAUGAAAAAUCUUUCAACUCUUGAAUGGCUGGUGGAGCUGUAUAUAUCAGGGAAUUCACUUUGUAAAACUGACAAACCAUACAGCCAUACUGAUGUGCAGGAGAUUCUGCCACAUCUUGAAAUAUUAGAUGGGGCUCAUCUAAAGAAGUCUGUGAGUCAACCUAGGGGGGCCACUCCUCUUAUGAGACCAAUGUCAGCUAACAGUGUUGUCAGUGCCAGACUGGUAGAAAGUCAGCUGAAAAGCCUGGAGGCAGAAAUAGGAACAUUUGAAUCUACAUUUGCAGAAAAGUUUGAUGCCCUAAAAAUGAGUUUUGACACAUUGCCAGUAGAGCCUCCUCCCUCCAGUAGAAUGAGUGGUGCAGGCAGCAGACUCUCCACAGCUAGCAGCCUAGAUAGACCAGUCAGCAGGUGUAGCAGGUCUGAUUCCUGGUAUCUGCAAACUCGCUCCAAACUGAUGCAUGUUAGAAAGAAGUGGGACACUUUUAAGUCGGUCGAGAAUUAAAGAUGCCAAAUCAUUUGCUGAACAACAUUUCAAUUGAUGGAUGAAUGGUGACCAGUGCAAAAUGAAAGCUUUAAUACUUUAAACAUUCAACUUUAUCAAAACAUCAAUGUGGACUGUAGCGUAUUGCUGUAUGCCUGGUGUCAGCACUAGCUGAUCAGAACAGAGUUAAGAUAUAUAAAAAAAAUGAUUGGACAGUCUGAGUCUAAGGCACAUUGUGACAUCUAUAUAGUAUUGACAGAGUGGAAUUCACAAUAUCCUAGACAACAAAAUUCACAAUUCUAUUUAGAAAGUUAGAAAUUUUUCUCUAUCUCCUGUUUCCAAAUAUAGUAUUUACAGUUGGAUUCCUUCUCACUCAUGCAGUGGUGUAAAACUGUAUUGUUCAAGGAUGUUGCUGGCUGAGCAAAUCACAUUUCUAUGAAUGCAAAAUAUUAACUAAAGUCUUCAAGACUACUCACAUUCCGGAAGUGUUACUUCAGUACAAAUCAGCAUUGUGAACCAUUGCAUUAUGCUUGGUAUUUAGUGGCAUUAUUUUGAUUUAAUGGCAUUAUCUAUCAAAUUUUAAUAAUAUUCAUACCAUACUUUCAUCUAUAUUUAUGGAUCUGGUUGCAAGGAUCACUAAUUGCAUUUAAUUGUCAUUUUCAUGCCGUUAGUUUAUGGUUUUGUGUAGUGUGCUAUGUAUAAGAACAUGUACAUUGUAUGUACAAAUUGUAAAAAUAAUGAUGUUUAAAAAUACAAG